CCGUACCUAGAGUCACGUUUGUACGGUUCGUAGUAGUUUGGUUGUCAUUCGGUUAGUCGUCUUACACUUAAACUCUGGACGAUCACGAAAUUCAACAACGACCGCGCAUCGAAAAGUUCGAAGAAACCUCUCCGAGAGACGUUACCCUCGAUGCUGAAUUGCCACGUAAGAUCGAUGACUCUCAAGCGUUAAAGAGUUUGGACGACGAAACUGCUGCUGACUGUGAGAAGUGUUCAAUAUUUGAUCCUCAUCGAUUGAUCGUUCCCUUCUGUCACGACUUCAGCUAAACACCGAAAAUGUAUCACCUUUCAGUUUCGUUGCUGGGAAUGGUGAGCCUGCUAUCCGUCGCAGUCUUUACUAAAUCAUUGGAUUCCGUUACAAGUGAACAAACUGCUGUGGAAGCCGUUCUUAAAGACUCAUCUAAAUUUGCGGAUGAGUAUAUCCAGACAAUCGGUAAUAUCGCUCGGUCCAGUUUCGCUGUUUCUCCUUUCGGCAUUAAUCUCGUUUUGUUUCUGAUAUCGUUCGGAUUGGAUGGAUAUCUUAAAGCGAGGGUAAACUACAUGUUAUCCCGUAACCCCAACAAUCUUGAUAAAAAUGGAUAUGGCAAUGUCAUAGAUCAGUUAAAUGAACAGUCUGCGCUUCGGAUAGCCAACAGCUUUUUCGUUGAUUCAGCACUAAAUUUAAAACUCAAAUUCAUUAGUGCAAUUCCGAAAGCUUUUCAUUUAGAGGUGCAUAAUACCAGUUUCGCAAAUACAGUCAAAUUGAUCGAAAAAAUGAACAAGUGGUGCGAGAAACAUACUGGCUGCCGAAUAGCAAAUCGUUUGAAACUAGCCGACGUUGUCUUGAAUAAACAUUUCUCAGUGAUGAACGCUGUGUCCUUCGAGGGCACAUGGCUUCAAAAAUUCGAUAUCACAGAAACCCGCCUCCGUCCUUUUUACUUCAACAAUGGAACGGUAAAGGAACUGCCCACCAUGAGAAUUUCGGGAAAAUUCCGUACCAAAAUGACUCCAUUGUACUCCAUAGUUGAACUGCCAUUAAAGCGUGACGUACGACAUAACAUAGACAUCAGCAUGGUUGUCGUGUUUCCAACAAAUAAGAUGAGUUUAAGCACUUUUAAAAUAGUCAUGCGUCAAUACGUGUCCAAUCGACCAGCUCAAGAAGAAAUUAAUAUCGAACUGCCGAGAUUUGUAAUUCCAUAUAGAAGUACAUUGAAAAAGUCCUUAGAAAAACUAGGCCUAAAUGGUUUGUUCGAACCGAACGCAAAAGACUUCCUUGGUAGAACGAAUUAUAUGGGCGGAGGAGCUAUUUUUAGCGAUGAUAUGGAACAAACCAAUGUGUUUUAUGUGGACGAGGAAGGAGUCGAGGCUGUAUCAGCGAUAGGAUGCAAUGCCGUUCGUCGAAGGAAACAAUCACAAUGGACUGCACCAAAUCAUAUACGGGAUGAGUCAAAGACUAAUAAACUGCCGAACUUCAUCGUGAAUCGUCCAUUCUACGCUAUGAUCACCACAUCGAACAAUAUAAAUUUGUUCACCGUUUCGUUCGGCCGUUAAAACAGGAUGAUCCAUAGUUCGUCCAAUUUUCAAGCGACACUUGAAAAUUUUAAUGGAAUUUUAUUCCCACAUAAGUGCUUAGGAUAACGAAAAAAAUUCGUUUUCUCUUUAUUACCCAGUUUAAAUGUUUUUGUAAAAUGAAUAAAGAUAAAUAUUAUAAAGAUAGGAAUUUUGCAUCCACCAAGGCAUGCUAGACCGGUCAUGUAAUGAAAUAUUAGUGCAAUAAAUUGGGGAUUAAAAUUAUA
This is a messenger RNA of Venturia canescens, 1795 nucleotides long. Its product is annotated as neuroserpin-like. The record is from RefSeq and is a predicted model, not a curated record. Gene Ontology annotation, molecular function: serine-type endopeptidase inhibitor activity. The coding region runs from base 297 to 1550 and encodes 417 amino acids. The transcript has 10 exons. NCBI's taxonomy places the organism in Eukaryota, Metazoa, Arthropoda, Insecta, Hymenoptera, Ichneumonidae.